UAUGCGUGAGCCCAAAGCCAAAUCACCCGGGUAGAAGCGGGGAAUACGUCUGAAUCCGCGUGACGAAAUUGCGCGGAAGCGGGGACACCUGUUAAUUAAAGACGACUACUCCACUUUAAUUCGCUUGCCUCAUCAUCUUCAAGAUUAUUAGUCAUUUUUAACACAAUAACAAUGGUGAUACUCAUGAUUAUCGGCACUUGUUUACUACUCUACCAUCUCGUCUACGUUCUUUUCGUUAGAUUUCUGGACUGUGAUAUCAAGCUGUUUUUCUACGACAAAUUUGGAAAGUCAGCGGAUACUCUGAGUGGCAAAGUUGUAUGGAUAACGGGCGCGUCUAGUGGUAUUGGUGAACAUUUAGCAUAUAAUCUGGCUAAAGCUGGCUGUAAGCUUAUUUUAUCAGCAAGAAGAGUAGUUGAACUGCACAAAGUUAAAAGCAAUUGUUUAUUAGCUAAUCCAAAAUUGCAAGAUCAUGAUAUACAUGUAUUGGUUUUUGAUGUCAGACUAGUUGAAUCUCAUGAAAGAAUAUUUGAUAAUGUAAUAUCGAUAUUUGGUAGACUCGAUAUACUUGUAAACAAUGCUGGUAGAAGUCAACGAGCAAACUGGGAAAAAAUUCACAUCGGAGUUGAUAAAGAAGUUUUUGAAUUAAACACAUUUGCCGUUAUAUCCUUGAGUAGAUUGGCGAUUAAACAGUUCAAACGACAAGGUAGUGGCCACAUUGCAGUGACAUCGAGCUUGGCUGGGAUAUUCGGAGUACCAUUUUCUGCAUCGUACACAGGAUCAAAACAUGCCAUUCAUGGAUAUUUUGAUUCCUUGCGAUUGGAAAAGAUGAGUGAAAACAUUGCGGUCACUAUUGUCUGUCCUGGGCCGAUACAAACAGAUUUUCUAGCUGAAAGUUUUACUGAAAAUAUUGGCGAAAAAUAUGGGAUACAAACGGAAAUUGCAUCAAAUAAAUUGUCGCCUGCCCGUUGUGGCAAAUUAUUUGCAUCAGCUUUGGCUAAUCGAUUAGACGAAGUCUGGAUUAGUAAAGCUAAUCCUUUACAAUUGACAUAUUUUGUAAAGUACUAUCCCAAUAUAAGUUCCUUAUUUAUGCCCUAUAUUGGAACUGCUAUUUUUCAACGAAUGAGAGACUCGAAAAUAACGAUGCAGGUACAACAGUAAUAGAAUACGCUUGUGUAAGAAGCAUCACAAUAUUGAUCAUUCUAUUAUAAAAAAGUGCCAUACCUUACAUUCUAAUAAUAUGCA
Molecule: messenger RNA, 1242 nt
Organism: Ceratosolen solmsi marchali
Lineage: Eukaryota; Metazoa; Arthropoda; Insecta; Hymenoptera; Agaonidae
Product: dehydrogenase/reductase SDR family member 7
Exons: 7
Coding region: 172-1158 (328 amino acids)
Molecular function (GO): oxidoreductase activity
Source: RefSeq, a predicted model, not a curated record